CUUACUUUCCUCUCUGGAAUAUUCGGAGAAAGCUCUGUGAAAGGACCUUUUGCUCUGCUUACCCGCCCUUCUCUUCUCUUCUCUUCUCUUCUCUCGCCUUCUUUCUUAACAAUUCCGAAGCUUUUAACCCUAGAGAAAAACCAAACAACAUCAACGAAAAAUGGCGUCGUUCCAGGAAGCACCGCCUGGUAAUUCAAAGGCCGGAGAGAAGAUUUUCAAGACCAAGUGCGCCCAGUGCCAUACCGUCGAGAAGGGCGCCGGUCACAAACAAGGGCCCAAUCUCAACGGUCUAUUUGGAAGGCAAUCGGGUACAACUCCAGGGUACUCAUACUCCGCUGCUAACAAGAACAUGGCUGUGAUUUGGGAGGAGAAAACUCUGUAUGAUUACCUUCUCAAUCCUAAGAAGUACAUCCCUGGAACAAAAAUGGUUUUCCCUGGAUUGAAGAAGCCACAGGAACGUGCUGACCUCAUUGCAUAUUUGAAGGAAUCUACAGCACCCUAAAUGGCUUUGCGCACUCUUGGUUUACCUAUUCCAUUUUGCAGUCAUUGGAGAUUGUUUCUCACAGCAAGGAUAUAAUAAAUUCGACCUUGUAGGUCAGCCGUGCUCUUUGUAGAAUGAGCAUUCUUAGUAAUUGUUUAUUUGAGAAGAGGUUGCCAUUGCUGGCAUAUGUAAGGCAUAUUCAAUUUAGACUACAUGAAUUUCUGGUGAAUUACCAGCAUGCAAAUGAGAAUUUUUUUUCAUAUUGUUAAACAGA
This is a messenger RNA of Theobroma umbraticum, 755 nucleotides long. RefSeq names its product cytochrome c. The record is from RefSeq and is a predicted model, not a curated record. Lineage: Eukaryota; Viridiplantae; Streptophyta; Magnoliopsida; Malvales; Malvaceae. Gene Ontology annotation, molecular function: electron transfer activity; heme binding.